UACCUACGAUAUUUAAUUCAAGUGACUCGUUUAUUUAUUUAUUUUUUUUUUUUCAUUCAUUUAUUUAUUUCAUGUACUUACAUGGUUUUAUUUUCUCAACAAUUCAACAUGCUUAAAUAUUUGUUAAUUAUUGGCCUAUGUGAAUGUUUUAUCAACCUAACGUUUGCGGAAGACUAUAUCGGCUGCUUCAAGAGUCCUCCGGAGUCAGAAGAACCUCUUCUGGUAAUUACAAAUCCACGAGCUCCAGUAUUUUGUAUGAAAGAAUGCCUCAGUCGUUAUUACAUGUAUGCCGGGUUAAUGAAAGGUCAACAAUGCUACUGUAUGAGUACUUAUGGACGUAAUGGGCCAUCAAAUGGCUGCACCACACGUUGCAUCGACGAUGAAAAAUCACUAUGCGGAUCACACGAUUCUAUAAGUGUUUACAGCACUGGUCAAAAAGUCUCAAGCCCACCACGAAGGCUCAGGGUGAUAAACAACAAGUCAGAGUCACUUAAUAUCACAUGGCAACCACCAGACAUCACCAAUGGUAACAUAACAUCUUACAUUGUCCGUGCAGUGGCACUUGAAACUCAUGCAUUUUAUCCACUUCAGCCUGUGCAAUUACAAGUGCAAGGUGAAUCAUCUGACAGUACUCUCCUAACUAAUUUGCAGCCUGGUACCAAGUAUAAUAUCUCUGUAACAGCUGUCAAUACUAACGGUGAGAGCCACCCAAGUUAUACUAUUGACUGGACAUUAAUUGGUUCGCCAGAAAAACCGGACAAGCCGAAAAUAAUUCAACAAAGCAGUUCUACGGUCAUUGUUGAAUUGGCUGAAGGUAAAAGUCAGAACGGGCCGUUAAGUUCCUAUCAAGUUAUUAUUAUCCAUCCCGGAACUAUCCCGCCGAAACAAGUAGACAUUACUUAUCCGGAUUAUCAUACAGCUAUCAAAGAUGACUUGCCGUUUUAUAUCACCGGUGAAUUUAAUGCCAACGAGUAUUAUAAGUAUAAGCGAUUUAUUAUCGGCGAUGGUCAGAAAGUAGGCGGUUAUUACAACGCGCCGCUGCAGAAACCUUUUAAUAGACCACAAGUUGGAUUGGUGUUGGUAUCUCGCAUAGGAAACGAAAUAAAAUACAGUCAUUCUGAUUUUGCAGGUCAUUCGUUUGAAUCAAGUGCAGGUCCUGAUGGUUUAGCUGUCGGACUCUAUAUUGCUAUUGCUUUAUUUAGCAUCUUAUUAAUAGCUGCUGUCUCUGGCUAUUUUAUUUUGAGAAAGCGACAUGAACAAAUACGCAUGACUAAGUUACCUGAGCAACAAGAGCUUACACUACAGGGUCCAAUGUACGAAGUUGACAACAUGGCUUACAUUCCAGAAGACGUUCCAGAACGUCCCAAUCAUUAUCAAGAUUUAAAGUCUAAAGUAUGGAAUAUUCCUAAAAAUUUUUUGACCGUCGAACCGGCCGUUAUAAGACGAGGAAGGUUUGGCAACGUUCAUAUGGGAACUGUUCAAGAUAAAGAUGGCAACUCAUCACUAGUUUUGAUUCACUCGAUAGAUGAUAAAAAUUUACGCGCUUCUGAGAAGCGUCAUAUGCUAAGAGAUCUUGAUGUCUGUAUAAAAGCAGGCAAAAUGAAUUACCUAGCAAGUUUUAUUGGUAAUUGCGAAACACCUGAAAUACUCUAUGUUGUUCAAGAAACGGUGACACAUAAUUUGAAACUGAAAUUAAUCGCUGCCCGAUCUGGUGAUGUUUUUCCGUAUGAGUUUAUCCUUACAAUUGGAUCAUCGAUCGCUAUGGGACUAAAUUAUCUUGAAGCUCAUAAAAUAAUUCAUUCGCACUUGUGUGCGAGAAGUAUCGGCCUUACUGAUGAUUUUGUACCUAAAAUAAUGGGAUUCGGUAUUGGUAAACACGCCUUAGAUGAUUUGAAACUAGCCCGCUGGACUGCGCCUGAAAGAUUUGGUCAUAAAAAACACAAUCCGGCUGUCGUUUGGACUUUUGCAGUUAUUAUCUGGGAGAUGAUGAGCAUGGGUGGUACUCCAUAUCACGAUUUAGAAGAUGAGUGCGACGUCGAGGAAGCUGUUGUUGAGAAAAAUGUGCGAUUGCCGCAGCUACGAGAUAUGACUGAUCCGAUUUACGAAGUUUUAAUGUCUUGUUGGCAUGAUAAUGCCGAUGAACGUCCGACUUUUGAUGAACUUAGUCGAUUGAAUACAUUGAGCGUUGUUCCUAUCACUGCCAUCACAGAGCCUUACAUUCCAGAACUGGAAUUGAAUAACUAAAUAAAUCCAAUUCUUUCCAUUUAUACUUAAGGUUUAUAAACAAAAAAACAAUUUUGCAUUUACAUAUAUAUAUUAUAUAUUACAUAACUCAUUUUUAAAAGGUCAUGAACCUUGAUAUUAUGUAUAGUUACCGUACACAAAUGCUAUUGAUGCAAUCUUUAUUAUUUUUAUAAACGCGUAUAUAUUUAUAUACAUAUUUUCCAGCUACUUACAAUUCGUACAUACAUUAUCAUAAGGCUCAACUUUUCCGUCCAGAAAUUACUUAAUUUUUUUUUAAUACAAGUUUUAUAUAUUUUUUACUUUUAUUUAUUGAUAUUCUACAUUGAUCUUAUUUUAUUUUAUACAUUUUAAUAUUGUUUUUAUUCAGUAAUUAAUUAAAAAUUUGGUUAAUUCCAUGAAGAUAUUUUCUAUAAUCUUCACAAAGGUUCAUUUAAAUUUAGGCAUUCACCAAAGUACAAAUAAAAU
Molecule: messenger RNA, 2709 nt
Organism: Cotesia glomerata
Lineage: Eukaryota; Metazoa; Arthropoda; Insecta; Hymenoptera; Braconidae
Gene: Wsck
Product: putative tyrosine-protein kinase Wsck
Exons: 3
Coding region: 82-2244 (720 amino acids)
Biological process (GO): protein phosphorylation
Molecular function (GO): protein binding; protein tyrosine kinase activity; ATP binding
Source: RefSeq, a predicted model, not a curated record